AUGCCUCCUCUGAACGACGACACCGGCCGCAGCCGAGUAUCAUUCCGACGCGCCUCCAUCCUCAACUUCCUCAAUACCCAUAAGAACAGCAAAAACGAUAGUGAGAACCAAGAAGAUGGCAACGGCCAUGACCAACCCGAAUCCGGACACCAGUCAAAGAGCCAAGCUGCCCGGGGCUGGCAUCACCAUCCUCAUCAUCUCCGCCAUCACUCUGCUGCCCCGCCUCUUAGCAGCAACCCCGUACAUAGUGGCCCGCCCCAACUCCAGCUCCCGUCCUGGUCCAGCAACAACCUACAAGAAGACGGCAUCCCAACCGAUGCCACCUCCAACCCUGCAGAAUCACGCUCCUCUGCCAGGGACGUCAAACUCGACGAGCCUACCUGGAGGAAGCUCUUCGCCAACGACGAGAACAGGAGAGCCGCCGCCAGAAGGAAGAAGGAGGAAGAGGAGAACCAUGUCCGAGAGAGAAGGGCCAACGAGGCCGCGCGCAUCAUCUAUGCCUCGUGCAUGGCUGGGCAUCGGGUCCAGAGGCGCAGAGCGAGGGCGAGAAGGCUCGUGGACCUGGCGGGGACAGCCAGAGACGGGACGGCAGUGCAGGCGGAGCGGUCCGAUGCCGUAAGGAGGCUGGGCCGGUUCGCCGAAAACGCGGAUCCGUUUCCCGAUCUGUACUGGCGCGCCUGGGGCCAUGCCAUACCCCCCGCGUUGGAGAUGGACCCCUUCGGGGAGAUGUGGGAGGACGGGGUGGAAGAGAAGGGCGAGCAGGCAGGGAGGGACGGUUUCGAUGGAACCUCGCCGCCGCACGGUGGCAGGAAGAGAGGCUCAGUCGUGGACGGUGCAACUGUGGACGUCCAUGCGGUCGGUAUAACCGAGCAAGAAGAGGUGUUGCCCAAUUGGAAGGCUCCGAGGGCAACUACCCGCUCGACCACAGACCGUGUAGUUUCUGGAGGUGACGACCAGGGGCAAGGAAACGAGCAGUCCGCAGACUCUUGUGCUCUACCGACUGACAAAGCACAAGGAGUUGAGCGGGAAAGGGGAGAGGUGCCGCGGGAGCAUAAACAAGCACAGGAGCCCGAGGAAAGCGAGGCAGAGACGGCAAUCUCCAUAACGGAGCCGAAGCAGAGCGAGUUACCGGAGAGUAGCACGAGCGGCCAACGAGAUCCAAACGACGAGGUUGACACACCGACUAGACACAAGGGCAAAGGCAAACUUAUCGAACCUUCAUUCGUUGCCGCUAACCGUAGCGAAGCGACACUCCAUGGAGUCCAGAGUACCCGCACCGGCAGCAAUAGUGAACCUGAUGGCGAGGAGCCACGACAGUCAGAUUCACUCAAAAUGCGGAGAGGCGAUAACCGGCGCCGGACGCUCACUUUCGGUGCCGCUGGCACCUCCGGGGCCGAAAGUUCCUCGGGGAUUGAGCCCACCUCCGCGACUGAGCCUACCCUUGGGACAAUGCCUAGUUCGGGCCCUGGACUCACCUCCACGAGACCAACGACGUCGAAUACUGUAUCUAGUGACGCCAGUUUUGAUAUCUCGGUGGCUGCACCUACAGCCAGGGCUGCUGGACUGCCUCCUCGCCCGCCGAACAACAGCCGGGAUUCGGAGAUCCCAAAGUCCGACAUGUCCACAUCCAGCAGCGAGAUAUAUCUCAGUGGAAACGAAGGUUCACAAAUGUGGCGGCGACUACAGUCGCAACAGGCGAAAGGCAGCAGUGUCUCUGCCAGCAUAGGGAAUGAAAGCAGGUUUAGCAGCAGGCUUAAACCGGGGCAGAGCGGGAGUAAAGGGACACUUCCGCUGGUAGGGCCAGAACCGCAGCGGCCAAUGGGUGUCGCCUCCGCUGGCCGAGAGAGUGAAGAUACGGCCGAUGGGGGCACAAGGGAGCGAGGGUCGAGACGCGCCACCCUGAGAGCCACCCUCAGACGGCUCUUCCGACCAAGCCGGGUGGACAAGCAAAGGCCGAUCUGA
Molecule: messenger RNA, 1962 nt
Organism: Thermothelomyces thermophilus ATCC 42464
Lineage: Eukaryota; Fungi; Ascomycota; Sordariomycetes; Sordariales; Chaetomiaceae
Exons: 2
Coding region: 1-1962 (653 amino acids)
Source: RefSeq, a predicted model, not a curated record